AUGAAGCUGUACGCGGCAUUAUCGUUGGUGAUCCUGGGCGUAGCGGUAGCGAACGCUAGCCGCAUGUCGAACUGCUACGUGUCGUGCGGUGACAAUGAGGUACUGCGCCCGACGGCACCCUGCUGCCAGGAUACCUGUGACAUGUCGUGCCGGGCCUGUGACUACGACAGCUGCAAGCUGGUCUACAAGCCGACCUGCGUCUGCAAGAGCGGAUACGUGCGCUACAACGGGAAGUGUGUCCAGAAGACCUGUUGCCCCUCGUACCAGGAUGACUCCGAUUCGGACGAGUACGUUCCGCAGGUGUGGCAACGGAAGUGCGACCGACGGUGUCCCUGCGGCAAGACGUUCGUGUGCGGUACCGACUACUCUUCCGAGGAGCAGUACUAUCCUUGCGGCUGCAAGACACUACCGCCGUGCUGUACCACCACGACCACCCCUGCGCCGACAACGACCACUCCUCCGCCAACAACGACCACUCCUCCGCCCACUACCACCACCACGGAAGAACUCGUGUUCCGGCGUCCGUCCUGCGAACCGACCUGUGACGACGACUGUUCCGAUGACUCGUGCCCGGUGCUGCUGGUCGAGGAACCAACCUGCGCCUGCCGUCCCGGUUACGUCCGCUACCAGGGACACUGUAUCACCAAGGCGUCCUGCCCGCGCAGUGUCUCCCGCUAUCAGCUGUUCGUGCCGCAACAGCCACGUUGUUCAGCGCGCUGCGGAACACCGAACCGCGAGCGCCGUGACAUUUGGCAAGUGAACCUGAGCCUGAUCAACCGAGCCACACUUUGCACGAUGCGAACGGUGGGCCACAAACGGCUACGGGCGGGCGUGGUGCUCUUCGCGUUCCUAGUGGUCAUUCUCCAGUCCGCCAGCUGCAAAGAGUGCGGAUCGUCGAAAGACACAAGCGUCAAGUGUGCACCGUUCGAAGUGCUGAGGCCGGACAAGCCGUGCUGUGAGCCAACGUGUGAGGACGAUUGCUCGCACGCCAUUUGUCGGCGGGCCCAGGGCAGCUACCCGAAACCAACCUGCGUCUGCCGGCAGGGCCUUGUGCGCCACGCGAAGGCCUGCAUACCGCGCCAAAUGUGUCCUCCUCAUUUCAGCCCUCGUGCAAACGGCCCCUACCGCCCAGCUCCGUUGCCGAAACCAGUAACACCGAAACCGUGCACGAAACCUCCUCCGACAAAACCGCCCCAGCCAACCUGCGGUCCAAACGAGCAGCUGUUCCACUGUCGGCAAUUCUGUGUGCCCACUUGCAAGAACGACUGCAGCAAAGUGCUGCAGCCGAGGAUCUGCAUUCCGGAGACGAGCUGCAUCUGCAAACCGGGGUACGUCCGCCACGAGGGCCGGUGCAUUCCGCAGUGCGAUUGUCCGAAGCGGCCCCAACCGUUGCCCCUUUCCGGGGAGUACGUCGAGUUCGAGGUCGUGUCCGUCGAGGGCGGUAAAUCCGAUGAAGACUUUGACUUCCCGUUUGCCUCGAAUUGUGAAUGCCGCAAGGAUGUGAAACGACCUGCCCAACCGGCGCAGUUUGUCCCGACGUGCCCGAAGCCCGUACCCUGCACUACCCCAAAACCGGUCCAACCCUUUCUCAACUACGGCACGACCGAACGGAACAUCUAUCCACCGGUGUGCUCCUGCAGACAUAAGCUGCCCAGCCUAUUAACGUCUUCCGCCGCCAUGCCCGACCCCGACCGAACGUACGAGAGCACGGAGGAGGAAUUGUCCGACAUUGUCCCGUACGCUUUGCCAGUUCCGCGAACCGGCAUCUAUCCAAAGCCGUGCUUGUCGCCGUAUCCUCCGAAGCCCCAGCUGCCCAGUCUGGGGCAUUACUAUGGACAGCGACCGACAUUACCCCGACAUCGGUGCGAUUACAACGAGCCUCUGGAUCACUUCCUCGGCACCGGCUCGCCGUACGGAUGA
This is a messenger RNA of Anopheles bellator, 1920 nucleotides long. RefSeq names its product zonadhesin-like. Lineage: Eukaryota; Metazoa; Arthropoda; Insecta; Diptera; Culicidae. Bases 1 to 1920 code for a protein of 639 amino acids. The record is from RefSeq and is a predicted model, not a curated record. The transcript is spliced from 6 exons.